Messenger RNA from Cuculus canorus (common cuckoo), 3746 nucleotides. RefSeq names its product elongator acetyltransferase complex subunit 2 (gene ELP2). Gene Ontology annotation, molecular function: protein binding. The record is from RefSeq and is a predicted model, not a curated record. Lineage: Eukaryota; Metazoa; Chordata; Aves; Cuculiformes; Cuculidae. The coding region runs from base 22 to 2499 and encodes 825 amino acids. Gene Ontology annotation, cellular component: elongator holoenzyme complex. The transcript is spliced from 22 exons. Gene Ontology annotation, biological process: tRNA wobble uridine modification.
GGGCCGCUGGCGCGAAGGAAGAUGGCGGCGCCCGUGUCAGUGUGUCACGCCGCCUGCUGCGCCAACCGGGCGGGCGGCGGGGCCGUGUCCUGGGGGCGGGAGGGGCUCCUCGCCUUCGGCAGCUGCCGAGACGUCAUCCUCUACGAGCCGGCGGCGAGGCGAGUGGCCACUGCUCUUCGCGGCCACACCGGCCGGGUGAACUGCGUGUGCUGGGUCCGGCGGCGUGAUGGUGCUUCUGAAACAGAGUUAAUUUCUGGUGGAUCAGAUAAACAGAUUAUUCUUUGGGAAUGGAAUGGAAAAGGAAUGUGGAAUAAUCAGGUUGUGAAAAGCAUUCCUCUCAAAGGCCAUGCUGAAGCUGUUUGUGCUGUGGAUGCUGUGUACCAAUCACAUGAACCUGAUUCAAAUCUGCUCAUAGCUUCUGCAGCUUCUGACUGUACUGUGAGAAUCUGGUCUCGACGUGGUUCAGAAGCUAAAUGCACUGAAAUUCUGCAGUUUGGAAAUGGAUUUGUUAUGGAUGUCUCCUUAUCCUUCUUGCCUCGCAGCAGUGUACCAAUACUGGCUUGUGGUGGUGAUGACUGCAAAAUACAUUUGUUUAUACAGCAGAAUGGCCAGUUUCAGAAAACAUUGAUACUCUCCGGCCAUGAAGAUUGGAUAAGAGGCAUUGAAUGGGCAGUCUGUGAUGAAGACCUUUUCUUAGCAAGCUGUGCUCAGGAUUGUUUGAUAAGAAUUUGGAAGGUGUGCACAAAAUCAAAGCAACUUUCAGAAACCGAGGACGAUUCCAUAAAAUUGAAAGAGAAUGUUUUUACUGUCAAAGAUACUGACACAACAUAUGCAAUUACAUUGGAGUCUGUGUUGGCUGGUCAUGAAAACUGGGUGUAUGCAGUUCACUGGCAAACUUCAUUUUCCAAAGAUGGCAGCAUGCAGCAACCAAUGAGGAUAUUGUCUGCGUCAAUGGACAAAACUGUGAUCAUUUGGGAGCCUGAUAAGGAAUCUGGAGUCUGGCUAGAACAGGUGCGGGUAGGUGAAGUGGGUGGUAAUACCCUUGGAUUUUUUGACUGCCAGUUUAGUCCAGAUGGUUCAAUGGUCAUUGCUCAUGCUUUUCAUGGAGCACUACACCUUUGGAAACAGACUGCAGUUAAUAAGAAAGAAUGGACUCCAGAAGUUGUGAUUUCAGGACAUUUUAACAGUGUGGAGGAUGUAAAGUGGGAUCCGGAAGGAGAAUUUAUCAUCAGUGUUAGUUCUGAUCAAACUACUAGACUCUUCGCUCCAUGGAAAAGAAAACAAGAGACAGAGGUAACUUGGCAUGAAAUUGCAAGGCCUCAAGUACAUGGAUAUGACAUGCGUUGUCUGGCAAUGAUUGGACGGUUUCAGUUCGUGUCAGGAGCAGAUGAAAAAGUACUUCGAGUUUUUAGUGCUCCCAAGAAUUUUAUAGAAAAUUUCAGUAACAUCACUGGUAUUCCAGUGGAGAAGCUGUGCUCCCACCAAUCAUCUGAUCUUCCAGAGGGUGCAAGUGUGCCAGCUUUGGGAUUAUCCAAUAAAGCUGUUUUUGAAGGAGAUAUGGCUGUGCAACCAGCUGAGGAUGAAGAAACAUUUAAUACUAUUUCGAAUCAGUAUCCUGAGGUUUAUUUUCAACCCUUGAUCCUUACAGAACCUCCUCCAGAGGAUCACUUGCUGCAGAAUACCUUGUGGCCUGAAAUUCAGAAGUUAUAUGGACAUGGAUAUGAAAUUUUUUGUGUUGCUUGCAAUAAUGCAAACACUGUAAUUGCCUCAGCAUGUAAGGCUUCCAAAAAGGAACAUGCAGCAAUUAUUUUAUGGAGCACUACUUCUUGGAAGAAAUUGCAGAGUUUGUCAUUUCACAAUCUGACUGUUACUCAGCUGGCAUUUUCUCCUAAUGACAAAUUUUUAUUAGCAGUUUCUAGAGAUAGGAAUUGGUCACUGUGGAGGAAGCAAGACUCGGAGUCUGGACCACUCUUCAGUUGCUGUGCAUACACAGACAAAAAUACAGCUGUUCACAGUAGAAUCAUUUGGUCUUGUGAUUGGACACCAGAUAGCAAGUAUUUUAUUACCGGCAGUCGAGACAAAAAGGUCAUUAUCUGGGGCCAGUGCGAUUUAUCAGUGGCUGCUGAAGGGAAUGCGUUGUUUUCAAUCAAGCCUUGUUCAACUGUACUGGAUGCCGGGGAUUCUGUUACUGCUGUUAAUAUCAGCCGUGUGCCUACUCCUGAUGGAAGAUAUAUUAUUGCAGUAGGCUUAGAGAAUGGGAAGAUUGUCCUGUACACGUGGAAGCAGAGUGGGCAAGAACCAACACUAGCUGACUGGACCUUGUGUGUUGGGAUUGAUGACAGCCGAAGUCAUGCUCUUGCUGUGAAACGUUUAUGUUGGAGACAUCAUGCGGGCAGAGCUGGACAUAAUGAUCAGAACAGCAGCGAGUGGUUGCAGCUUGCAAGUUGUGGAGCUGAUCACUGUGUUAAGAUAUUCAAUGUCAACAGAUUUGCUCUGUAGCAAAGACAGCAGGUCUGUCUGUGCAAAACAGAUUUACAACAUUUUAUUUCAGCUUUUAGUCAUUUUGAUUGUGGAAUUUUCUGUUUUCUGCUGAGGCAAGUGGAACAUCUGACAUGUAACUUAUUAAAGCAACUUUUGUGCUAGUUUGAAAUGUCAAAUAUUUUUCUAAUUCUCCAGUUCCAGGAAUAUGAAGUAUUUUAUACAUUUUAGUUGGAGUUGAAUAUACUGGAACUGAGGGAUGGAAGUUGGGGUAGGGCAUAGGAGAAGGAUAAUGAGACAACUUUCUUCACUCUGACACUGGGGGUGGGUGGGAAGAUACCAGUACCUGAGUUCUUCUGUGCUUGGGAUUGCAGGUGGAGUACUGGAUUGUUUUGGGCUCCUUAUUCUUGUUAAACUCAACUGUCAGGUGAGCUGCCAGUGCUGACUCUGCACAUUUAAGCAUGCGCAGUUAACCAGAGUUAUAGUUAAAUAUACAGCUUUUUUUCUCUAAUUGCCUUCUGAAUGUAUAUUGCAACCCUGGUCCAAGUCUUAGACUGCCUGUUAGGAGUAGGUUGUAUCUGCAUGCUUGGACAGGGCUGCUUGAUUGUUUUUCCUGUUUGCACUCCCCUUUCUUCUGCUCUGCAGAGUGCAGGUCUCACACCAGUUAUGUAGAGCUUAAAGCCUAAAUUAGAGACCACUUAAAUCUUCUGGUGUCUCCUCUUUGUACCUGUUAGCUCUGUCUACUGUAGAAGAGUCACCUUGUACUCUGCCUGAGGCCUGUCCUCUGCAGUGUGUGCUGGAAAAGCUUACAAAUAUCAGUAGGCAGGUGGCCAUUCCUUAUACUGCCUUUGGACCCUUCCUGACUUCUGAGUGUUCCUUAUCUGUUCUGGUGAGAAGUCGAACCAGUUAACUUAUUACUCCAAUUGUCUUAUGGUAAUAGAUCUCAGCAGGUCUGUCUUCAAUUCCAAAGUCUAGUUAGAAAUCAGUUAAACUUUGGGAAUGAAAUCAUUUUUGUUCCAGAACCACUUGCUAUCUGAACUGGUAGUGCAGACAUAAUUGGAACUGUUCUUAACUUUUUACUGUGUUGCAGUUUUAUCUAAAGAACAGCUCUUUCACAGUAGGCCAAUCUCUUCAGAAUAAUUCUAGUUUAUGUUUUAAAGGUUUUUAUAUUUUAACUUUUUAUUUUCAGUUCUGUUUCUCGCUUUUAAAACGUCAUUCUUUAAAGUGACGCUGGGAAUAAAAGAGGCAGCCCCUCUUGUGAAACACCA